Molecule: messenger RNA, 840 nt
Organism: Dendroctonus ponderosae (mountain pine beetle)
Lineage: Eukaryota; Metazoa; Arthropoda; Insecta; Coleoptera; Curculionidae
Exons: 3
Coding region: 80-583 (167 amino acids)
Source: RefSeq, a predicted model, not a curated record
UAUAGGCAUCGGGGGUAGUAAAACUCAGUUUUUGAUCAGCUUCUUUGUGGUGCUAAGAAAAAUUAAAAACAUACUUAUAAUGCAAGAUACCAGUGCACUUGUAGUGUUGAUUGUGUUCCUCGUUGACCAAAGUACAGCCCAAAGCUGUAGAACAUGUAGAGGGACAUUAUGCUCAACUGAAAAAGAAUUAAAUCUAGAAUGUUCGCAAUUCUUGCCCGCUCUGCCAUUUGAAAGCCAAUUGCUGUUCAGUGCAGUAGAUGAAAAUGCCGAAUAUGGUUGUCUAGAUGUGGAAUUUUAUGUGGAUGAGUCAAUUACGAGCAUACAACAAUGUAUCAUAUCAAAUGACCUGAAAUCAUACUGCAGUAUGGUUGAGGAGGUCAUGAAAGUCAAAUCAUGCAGUGUUAGCCAACCUGAUCUAGUAAGAAUUGAAAGAGAAAUAAAUGAUGAACCUACCGAUAAGGAUGAUACUGAAACUGACACUGACGAUCCAGUUUACGAAGACACCACGGUAUUACCAUCAAGUGGCGUCGUUCAUUUAGUUACAAUAUUUUCCUUUAUUGUUUUGAUACCAAUUUUGUUAUAAAAAUAUGUAAUAUUUUCAUUUCUGACUGUAUUCAAAUGCAUUGUUCUAAUAAUAAUUUUAAUAAUCAAAAUUCAUUGAUUUGAACUGAUGAAUUUGAACUCUACAACUACUUUGCUUCUGUCUGUACACAUUUAGUAUUGAAUUAACAUUGAGACGAUUUAUUUAUGUGGGUGCUCAGAUAUUUAUUUGUUUGUAAAAUAUACUGUGAUAUGAUUAUGAUUAUACGUUCUAUACUUUUAAUACAAAGUAUUACUCAA